Amoebophrya sp. A120 is the source of this 602-nucleotide messenger RNA. The record is from the annotation of a GenBank genome assembly. NCBI's taxonomy places the organism in Eukaryota, Dinophyceae, Syndiniales, Amoebophryaceae.
CAGCGCGACCGCGGUUAGUAUUGGCGCCAAGGCCGUGGCGGGCGUUCAUAACCCGCCUGGCUCAAAGCCAGCGCCCGCAGCCGGAGGAGGGGGAGGUGGGAAUAUUUUGGCCCCGAUCACUCUUGAGGGCGGGGGUGGUUAUUCCCGACAUUAUCUUGAAAAUCAUGAGGGCACCGACGACUCGCAAAGGGCUUCAAACUCCGGACUGUCACGAUCCCGUAAAGCCACAACCUCAAACGCAAGCGACUUGGCCUUGCUGCGGGCCGCAAGGUACGUCGACCUGCCGGAGUUUGUCCUGAGGCUACCCAGAUGCAAAACCUAUCGAAACCAAGACAAAUUUGUGAACAUGGACGUAGCGUGACUCAGCUUGUUCAGCUAUAAAGGUAGCGCAAUUUUUUUCCCUCGAGGUCGAGACCCAUGUAGAGCUGCGUGACAUGUGUGUGUUGUAAGCCGCAAGUGCAAAGCAAGAGAGAAUUGAAAAAGAGUGGGCAUGAUCUCAUUCAGAAGAAAGAUAUAUUUUCUAUAGUAUGUUGUAUGAUGCACGAACGAAGACGAACACGCGCAGGACUUGCUUCAGGGUUUUGCUUCCAUACAAGAAAGCU